Molecule: messenger RNA, 1355 nt
Organism: Vigna angularis (adzuki bean)
Lineage: Eukaryota; Viridiplantae; Streptophyta; Magnoliopsida; Fabales; Fabaceae
Exons: 8
Coding region: 55-963 (302 amino acids)
Biological process (GO): RNA (guanine-N7)-methylation; tRNA methylation
Cellular component (GO): tRNA methyltransferase complex
Molecular function (GO): tRNA (guanine(46)-N7)-methyltransferase activity
Source: RefSeq, a predicted model, not a curated record
ACAAAACAGAACAAGUGAAAGUAGAAUAAACAACAACACCAACAACAACGUUAAAUGUCUUAUUCUUCUUCUUCUUCCUCUCGUUUGUUGUUGCAAUUACAGAGUUCUUCGCAACUAAUGUUACGUCUCUCACCCUUUCUCGCUUCUUCUCCUCCUCCUUCUUCUUCUUCUCUCUCUUUCUCAGCAAACUGCCACGUGUCCUCUUCAGCUCAAUCCACACUCCAACAGGCACAUCAACGAAGCUCAGAAAUGGUGGCAUUGGAAUAUGCUGACCUCAAUCUCUCUUACAACUUGGAUAUGGGUCACCUCAGGAUCAGGCAACAUGUUAAUCCUCUAAGCGCUUCUUUCUCUGUUCCUGCACAAGUACCAGACUGGAACCAUGUCUUUGCAGACCCAAUGUUGCCACUCAUGGUGGACAUUGGAUGUGGCAGUGGCAGGUUUCUAAUGUGGUUGGCUAAAAGAACUCCUAAAAAGAGAAACUUUUUGGGAUUGGAAAUCCGGGAAAGGAUAGUCAAGCGUGCUGAGACAUGGGCAAAGGAUCUGGCUCUCAAUAACAUACAUUUCAUGUUUGCAAAUGCCACAAUUUCUUUCAAGCAGUUGGUAGAAUCAUAUCCUGGGCCCUUGGUCUUAGUCUCAAUUCUGUGUCCAGACCCACAUUUCAAGAAAAGACAUCAUAAAAGAAGAGUUCUCCAGAAGCCUUUGGUUGGUGCUAUAGUGGACAAUUUAAUGCCAGGGGGACAGGUAUUUGUACAGUCUGAUGUGCUUCAAGUGGCACUUGACAUGAGAAAUCAGUUUGAUGAAGUUGAAGCAUUGAAACACAUAGAUGUUUCCAACCCAGCUAUGUUGUGUGACAGUGAAGGGUGGUUGUUAAGCAACCCCAUGGGAAUAAGGACUGAGAGAGAGAUCCAUGCAGAACUUGAAGGUGCAAAAAUCUUUAGAAGAUUGUACCAGAAACAGAUAUGAAUGAUGAGUUCUCAAGAUUGACUACUUUGUUGAUUUUCUCUCCUACUAUGAAGCAAAAUGGACAACCUUAUCCAUGUCAGACAUAAAUGGAAAGGAACACUCAUGAGACACACUGUGCACCCCAUAUGACACCUCAAAUUUUAUCAACAUGCUUGGACUUUUUUUUGUCUGCAGGGUCCAUGUUCUUUUACAUGUUCAACUACAAUUCAAAACCUCACAUCUUCCUACUAGAAUGCUUGCCAAUGAACUUCUCAUGGUGCACAUAUCAUACCUAAUUGGUUAAGGUUUAGGGUUUUUGUAUUAUGUAUUUGAAGUGUAUUUUUAUAUGAUCAAGUACUACGACAGUUGAAAAGUAAUUUUGUGGAAAGAAAAGGCACAAACUUUUUCCCUUC